ACUCGUAAAAAAGUGAAAUGAAAAUUUUGAGUUAUUUGUCAUGGGAUUGAUUCCUUAUUUCCCUAUUCUUUUUUCUUCUUUGAGAUAAAUCAAACCAUAUGGAGCGAUCAUAAAGUUGGGCACGAAAUUAUACGGAAUAGAGAAAACGAUGAAGAAAGCUCCUGAAAAUGGAGGAGCUGAUCAGAAGGAGGAAGCAGCUAAAAAUGGCAGAAUUAAAAAGCUUGGGGGCAUUAAAACAAUGCCAUUCAUUCUUGCUAAUGAAAUAUGCGACAGAUUUGCUGGUGUUGGUUUUCAUGCCAACAUGAUUACGUACCUCACACAAGUGCUAAAUUUGCCCCUUGUGAAGGCAUCUAAUACACUUACCAACUUCGGUGGGACGUCAAGUUUCAUGCCACUCAUUGGUGCUCUCAUCGCCGAUUCUUUUGCGGGACGAUUUUGGACCAUCAUUGUUGGGUCUAUCAUUUAUGAGAUGGGAAUGAUAAGCAUCACUAUCUCAGCCAUCAUGCCACAACUCCGUCCUCCACCAUGCCCCACUCAGAAGGACUGCCAUGAAGCUUCACACAAUCAGCUUUGGGUCCUCUAUAUUUGUCUACUACUGACAUCUAUUGGUGCUGGAGGCAUUCGGCCUUGUGUUAUAACUUUUGCAGCUGAUCAGAUUGACAUGUCAAAGACAAAAGUAGAGGGUCGAAAAUGGAAUUUCUACAAUUGGUACUAUUUUUGCAUGGGGUUGGCCACACUAACAGCUCUUACCGUCAUUGUUUAUAUCCAAGAUAAUGUGAGUUGGGCUUGGGGUCUCGGGCUUCCAACCAUUGCUAUGGGAUUAUCGGUUAUUGUUUUCAUUUUAGGAUCCCCUCUUUAUAGAAAAGUAAAACCCGGAGGUAGUCCACUGGUAAGAUUGGCACAGGUGAUUGUUGCAUCUGUUAGGAAGAGAAAUGCUGUCAUGCCUGCUGAUUCAGGUCUCCUGUAUGAGAAUAAACAACUUGAUGCUGCAAUCUCACCCAAUGGGAGACUUCUGCAUACCGAUCAGUUCAAGUGUAUUGACCGAGCAUCUGUAGUAACAGAUUCUGACAUGAAUGAACAUAACGAGCCAAACCCGUGGAGGCUUUCCACUGUUCAUAGGGUGGAGGAACUGAAGUGCAUCCUCAGAAUGUUACCCGUUUGGGCAGCUGGCAUAUUACUCAUCACCUCAUAUUCACAUAUUGGCAGCUUUACCAUCCAACAAGCACGCAGUAUGGAUCGCCACCUCUCCCACUCAUUCCAAAUCCCUCCAGCCAGCAUGUCUGUCUUCACUAUCUUAACUGUCCUUAUAGGACUUGCUCUAUAUGAGCGCGUUUUUGUACCUUAUAUUCGUAGGUUCACCAAGAACCCCUCAGGCAUCACAUGCCUCCAGAGAAUGGGCGUAGGCUUUGCAGUUAACAUCCUUGCCACCAUUGUUUCAGCCCUUGUUGAGAUAAAACGCAAAGCAGCAGCCAAACAACACAAUCUUCUCGAUCAACCUACUGCCGUAAUACCCAUAAGUGUCUUUUGGUUAGUUCCUCAAUAUUGCCUGCAUGGGAUAGCAGAGGUUUUCAUGUCGGUCGGUCAUCUUGAGUUUCUGAUUGAGCAAUCCCCAGAAAGCAUGAGAAGCACUGCAGCUGCACUCAAUUCUUUGACUUUUGCAUUGGGAAAUUACAUGGGUACUCUUGUGGUGUCUCUAGUGCACAACUACACUGGCACAGAAGCGAAUUGGCUUCCAGACCGAAAUCUAAAUAGGGGGAGAUUGGAAAACUUCUAUUGGCUCAUAACAGGAAUACAAGUACUCAAUCUUGUGUACUAUAUCACAUGUGCUAUGUUUUAUAGAUAUAAACCUCUGGGAGAAGACGUUGGUUGUGACGAAGGAGAUGUGGAGUUAGCUAAGGAUAAAGUUGUAUCUGCUAAUAGUCAUGACAAAGAAGUAGAACUAUUAGGCAAUGGUAAAUUUUAGUCAUUUGCAGGAUUGCAGAGAUGUGGGUAACAUAUGUCAUAUUUUGUAGGUAUAAGUGAGAAGGAACUGAUAUGCUUGUGAACUAUAUGUGAGAGAACAAACAUACCCCCCUUUCUUUUUGUAAAAUUAAACACAAAUCGCAAAGUUGGAAGAAGCAUGCUCUUUGAUAUAUAGUUCAAAGAUAUAUUUGUUCCAAUUUUAUAAUUUUGUUUUCAAAUGUCCCCAAAAUAAGAUGAGAGGUAUUCAUGAUGUCUCGCUUAUAAUUUAUGGCUAUAUUUGUUCCUUCUCUCUUUUAUAUAUAGUAUAAAAUAUAGAAUAUCAAAAAGAAAUAUGUCAAUGUGGUUGUAUAUAUUUUCAAGCAGUUUUGGGCUCUUUCUCUUUUUAAACCUAUAACUGCAGAUUAAUAAACUAAUAAUCUUCUCCUAUUCUAAUGACCCACCACUGUCUCUUAUUAU
Molecule: messenger RNA, 2418 nt
Organism: Cuscuta europaea
Lineage: Eukaryota; Viridiplantae; Streptophyta; Magnoliopsida; Solanales; Convolvulaceae
Source: the annotation of a GenBank genome assembly